Messenger RNA from Thrips palmi, 3138 nucleotides. Its product is annotated as mucin-5AC-like. The transcript has 9 exons. The annotation marks the transcript as partial. Gene Ontology annotation, biological process: protein phosphorylation; positive regulation of apoptotic process; intracellular signal transduction. Lineage: Eukaryota; Metazoa; Arthropoda; Insecta; Thysanoptera; Thripidae. The record is from RefSeq and is a predicted model, not a curated record. Gene Ontology annotation, cellular component: nucleus. Gene Ontology annotation, molecular function: protein serine/threonine kinase activity; ATP binding.
GGGCUGCGGCCCGGCAGGAUCGUGCGCAAGAAGACCGCCACCCAGCAGGUGGUGCAGUGGAAGACGCGCAACGUGCAGGAGGGCAUCGUGCUGGUGGACGAGACGCAGCUAUCCAGGCUCAUCAAGCGCGACCCCAUCGACAAGUUCUACGACAUGGACCCCGAGCCUUUCGCCACGGGCAUGUUCGCCUCGGUGCGGCGCUGCCGCUCGCGCGACACCGGCACCCAGCUGGCCGCCAAGUUCUCCUCCAGGCUGCGGUACGGCGCCGACUGCUCCGCCGAGAUCCACCACGAGAUCGCGCUGCUGUCGCUGUGCAGCCCGUCGCCGCGCGUCAUCAAGCUGCACGACGUGUUCCAGACGGACGCCGAGAUCAUCCUCGUCAUGGAGUACGCGCCCGGCGGAGACCUGCAGACGCUAAUCGACGACAACAUCGUGCCCUACGAGUCGGACGUGGUGACCUUCACGCGCCAGCUGGUGGAGGGCCUGGCGUACCUGCACCAGCGCAAGAUCGCCCACCUCGACAUCAAGCCGCAGAACCUCGUCAUGAUGGGCGACUUCCCCGACUGCGACGUCAAGCUGUGUGACUUUGAGAUCUCGAGGGUCAUCCUGGAGGGCACGGAGAUACGGGAGAUCCUGGGCACGCCGGACUACGUCGCUCCCGAGAUCCUGCACUACGAGCCCAUCACGAUGGCGGCCGACUUGUGGUCGCUGGGCGUCACGGUCUACGUCCUGCUCACGGGCUUCUCGCCCUUCGGCGGCGAGACGGACCAGGAGACCUUCUGCAACAUCUCGCGCGCGCAGCUCGACUUCCCCGAGGAGCUGUUCGAGGACGUGAGCGCCGAGGCCCAGGACUUCAUUCGGCGUCUGCUGCAGCGCGACCCGAGGUCUCGGCCCACGGCCAAGGAGUGCCUCCGACACCCCUGGCUGUCGCAGCGGCCAGGGGCCUCGGCCGACGGCGGCGCGGGCCGCACCCGCAGCUGCGCGUCGUGCAGCAACGUGCCCUCCACCCCCAACCUCCGCAAGUACCUGUCCAAGUCCCGCGAGGCGCUGGCGGGCCCGGGCGGCCGCCUUUGCGAGAGCCAGACGUCGCUGGUGUCCAAGUCCCGCGAGCGCGAGCUGCAGGCGGCACUCGUGGCCAUGUCGCCGUCGCUGAGCCGCUCCAGGGAGAAGCUGUAUGGGCUGCGCAGCUUGUCGCGCUCCCAGGAGGUGCUGGCCAUGUGCCGCGCCCUACCCGUGCUGCGCACCCUCACCCGCGCCACCACCGCGGACCUCAGCGAGCUGGGAGUGGGCCCCGGCGCCGUCGCCCCCAGGAUGCGCCUGCACACGUCGGUGGGUUCCGAGCUGGACACCCUCCCCGACCUAGAGGACGAGUCCGAGCCCCUAUCCGGUUCCUUCUCCACUCCAGCCACCCCCGCCCCGCCGGCCGCCCCACAGCCGCCGCCCCUGGAACGAGCCACUAGCACGCCGGCCGCUACCAACGAGGCCGCGCCCGCCGUCGCCGCCCCCGUUACGUUUACCGCGACUUCGACUGUCACGCUUGCCACCCCCGCCAUGACCGUGCCAACCCCGUGCCUCGUCAUUCCUAAAACGGCAACCCCCACAUCCAAGAGUGAAGUGCCCACUGCGACGCAGACUUCCAUUCAAGACAAUGGGGUGCGCCCGGCAGCAGCCCCCAGCCUGCACCUAGACAAGGCCGCCGCGGCCUCCGCCACUACCAGCACUACGUCGCCUACCCCGGCAUCCACUAACGUGUCCUCUGCGGAUCCCCUUACCGCUCCAACUGCAGCUAGCUCCACGGUUUGCACCGAAACCCCUGGCGCUGAACCGGACGUGGAGGCCGAGGCCGAGGCCAUCCUCAACGCCUUGCGGCGGGGUCUGCUGGCCAGGGGCUCCCCCACGCUGCCCGCGUUGCUGGCACCCCUCAUGGUGGCGGCCGCCACGUCCAGCGGCCACGGCGGCGUGGUGGCCAACGGCUGCCUGGGCGCGAUGGACCGAGCCAUGGACCGAGCCAUGGACCGAGCCAUGGACCGCCAGUUCGACGCGGAGCCCUCCGCGCCCGGCCUUGGCUGCGGGCUGACGGUGGCGGGCGGGACGACCGCGACGGCGGGGCUGCAGCGAGAGCAGUCCACGCUGUCCUCGCACUCGGAAUCCUCGGAAAGCACGCUGGAGGGCGACGAUGACGGCCAGGGCCUUAACGACGAGGACCUCAACGAGGACGAACUGCAGGACGACGACAGCGACACGGAGCAGCAGGCGCAGCAGCAGGGCCAGCAGGAUGAGCAGCAGGAGCAGGAGGAGCCGCGCUUCACUGUGCAGCAGCUCAUCACGGCCUACAACCUGCACGACGAAGUGGUCACCAAGUCCUCGCUCGACUUCACCAUGGCCACCAAGGCCACCGACCGCGAGGUGAAGCUGCCGACGCCUCUCAGCAACGGCGGCGAGAACAGCAAGAGCAAGUUCCCCACUGGUCCCAACGCGUUGCGACUCUUCAUCCCGGACAUCGACAUCACCAACGCCAAGCCUCGGAAGACCAAGACCAAAACGAGCAAGCUGUCCUCCACAGCCCUGGCCUCCUCCAUCGAGAAGAUAGACGAAGAGCCCGACAGCGAGCAGCAGGCGCGCCUUUCGCCAGAUACCAUGAACAACAACAUCAACACCCACAUCAACAACAACAUCGGAAACAACAGCAUGCUCGCCGACGCCGCCAAGCUCGUCAUCCGCGUGGACGACAUGUCCGAGCCGCUGCCCGAUUGCACCGGCAAGAAGGCCUCCCCCAUCCCCACCACGACGUCCGUAGAUCCACCCGAGCCGCCGCCGCCGCCGCCACCCCCGCUGGUGUCCCUCCUUGAACCAAAGAAAAGCCCCAAGACCGCCCGGCCUUCCCCCGCGCCGCCGACAGCACCGACGCCGACGACGCCGACGACGCCGUCCUCCGUGCAGCGACACCGCCGCUCCGCGUCGACGCCCAGCUCGGAGCCGUACUCGCACUCGCGGUCCGCAGGGUCUAAUUCAAUGUACCUUUGCCUGUUCAAGAGCGUGGAAGAGCAUGCUUCUGGAGUUGGGUGCGGUGUUGUUCCGUGCUUGACUCAGUCGGAACGGUUUAAAAAAAUAACAUGUGGAAAUCUUCCCUUAGAGUAG